AUGGGUGACUGGAGUGCCCUGGGCAAACUUCUUGACAAGGUUCAAGCUUAUUCUACUGCAGGAGGGAAGGUAUGGCUCUCUGUCCUCUUUAUUUUCCGCAUCUUGCUCUUGGGGACAGCAGUGGAAUCGGCCUGGGGAGAUGAGCAAUCUGCUUUCCGGUGCAACACUCAGCAGCCUGGUUGCGAGAACGUCUGCUAUGACAAGUCCUUUCCAAUAUCUCAUGUGCGCUUCUGGGUUCUGCAGAUCAUAUUUGUGUCUGUGCCUACCCUCUUGUAUCUGGCACACGUGUUCUAUGUGAUGCGGAAAGAAGAGAAACUGAACAAGAGAGAAGAAGAGCUUAAGGGUGUCCAAAAUGAUGGCGUGAAUGUGGAGAUGCACCUCAAACAAAUAGAGAUAAAGAAAUUCAAGUAUGGAAUUGAAGUGCAUGGCAAAGUUAAAAUGCGAGGAGGACUGCUCCGUACUUACAUCAUCACCAUUCUCUUUAAAUCUGUCUUUGAGGUAGCCUUCUUGGUGAUACAAUGGUACGUCUAUGGGUUUAGCCUGAAUGCUAUUUACACUUGUGAGCGAGACCCAUGCCCACACAGAGUGGACUGCUUCCUCUCCCGUCCAACAGAGAAAACCAUCUUCAUUAUCUUCAUGCUGGUAGUGUCUUUAGUAUCUCUUGCCUUGAACAUUAUUGAGCUUUUCUAUGUGUUCUUCAAGGGUGUCAAGGAUCGUGUGAAAGGAAAACCAGACCCCUACUCUCCCACCGGUACUGUGAGUCCUGCCAAGGAAUGUGGAUCCACAAAAUAUGCUUAUUUUAAUGGCUGUUCCUCUCCCACUGCCCCCUUAUCACCCAUGUCUCCACCAGGCUACAAGCUUGUUACUGGUGACAGGAACAAUUCCUCCUGUCGUAACUACAAUAAACAAGCCAGUGAGCAAAACUGGGCAAAUUACAGUGCUGAGCAGAACAGAAUGGGACAGGCUGGUAGCACCAUCUCCAACUCUCAUGCCCAGCCCUUUGAUUUCCAUGAUGAUCCCCAGAACACUAAAAAACUGGCAUCAGGGCUUGAGCUGCAGCCCCUCACCCUUGUGGACCAAAGGCCACCUAGCAGAGCCAGCAGCCGAGCCAGUAGUAGACCUAGACCUGAUGACCUGGAGAUCUAA
This is a messenger RNA of Emys orbicularis (European pond turtle), 1146 nucleotides long. RefSeq names its product gap junction protein alpha 1 (gene GJA1). Gene Ontology annotation, biological process: cell communication by electrical coupling; cell-cell signaling; heart development. Gene Ontology annotation, molecular function: gap junction channel activity. The transcript has a single exon. Gene Ontology annotation, cellular component: connexin complex. NCBI's taxonomy places the organism in Eukaryota, Metazoa, Chordata, Testudines, Emydidae. The record is from RefSeq and is a predicted model, not a curated record. The coding region runs from base 1 to 1146 and encodes 381 amino acids.